Rhagoletis zephyria (snowberry fruit fly) is the source of this 456-nucleotide messenger RNA. RefSeq lists its product as uncharacterized. NCBI's taxonomy places the organism in Eukaryota, Metazoa, Arthropoda, Insecta, Diptera, Tephritidae. The record is from RefSeq and is a predicted model, not a curated record.
AUGCCUGUGAUUUCGCCACGAAGAUCAUCGACAUCGAACAGUGGCAGUCUAUACGGCACAUCGUCGCCCACAACUGGCAGUACAGGCUCAAGUACAGCCGGCGCAUAUAACAGUGCUUCGUCGUAUUUGAAUCGUGCAGGUAGCUUGUCGAAGAACACCACGCCUAGUAGCGCAUUGUGGUCGACGUCGUCGUCGUCAUCAUCGUCUGGAACAUCGAAAUACACACCCAGCUAUUAUAGCUCGUAUUUGGGCUCAAAUACAUCAUCUUAUUCACCACGAACAGCGUCGCAACGUAACUCCCUGUCGUCUUUGUACCUGAGCGGCGGCUCCUCUGGAUUGGGAACCUAUCGCAGUAGUUCAUCUUAUUUACCAAGCGGUAGCAAUGAUACAAUUACAUCCAGUCGAUAUGGAGUGAGUAGUAAAACAACAAACAAAAAAUACUUCUUAAAUGCUUAA